UUAUUUUUUUUUAAUUAUCCAUAUAAAUGUAGAUUAUUUACAAAUCAUCAAUUCUUUCGCUUCAUAAUACAAUUUUCUAAUGGGUAUAUCUCGCGAUAGUUGGCAUAAAAGAAGAAAAACAGGUGGAAAAAGAGUUCCUCUAAGAAAAAAAAGGAAAUUUGAAUUAGGCAGACCACCAGCCAAUACUAAAUUAGGGACAAGGCGAAUUCAUACUAUACGAACUAGAGGUGGAAAUAAAAAGUAUCGUGCUUUAAGAUUAGAUAUUGGAAAUUUUUCUUGGGGCUCUGAAUGUUGUACCAGAAAAACUAGAAUAAUAGAUGUAGUAUAUAAUGCUAGCAAUAAUGAGUUAGUUAGAACCAAAACCUUAGUCAAAAAUUGUAUAGUAGUAGUUGAUGGUGCACCAUUCCGGCAAUGGUAUGAAUCACAUUAUGCUUUACCUUUGGGUCGUAAAAAAGGAGCAAAAUUAACAGAACAAGAAGAAGCAAUGAUCAAUGCUACUAAAAGUAAGAAAGCUAUGCGCAAAUUUGAAAAAAAAAAACCCCUUGCUGUCUUAGAAUUAGCUGUUGAAGAACAGUUUAUGUCUGGAAAGUUAUUAGCUUGUGUGAGUUCUAAACCUGGCCAAUGUGGAAGAUGUGAUGGAUAUCUUUUAGAAGGAAAAGAAUUGGAAUUUUAUUUGAAAAAAAUUAAAGGAAAAAAAACAAAAUAAUUGCAAUUUAUAUCAUUUUAUUGAAAAUAUUAUAAUAAAAAAAUAUG
Molecule: messenger RNA, 753 nt
Organism: Gordionus sp. m RMFG-2023
Lineage: Eukaryota; Metazoa; Nematomorpha; Gordioida; Chordodea; Parachordodidae
Product: small ribosomal subunit protein eS8-like
Exons: 6
Coding region: 80-706 (208 amino acids)
Biological process (GO): translation; maturation of SSU-rRNA from tricistronic rRNA transcript (SSU-rRNA, 5.8S rRNA, LSU-rRNA)
Cellular component (GO): cytosolic small ribosomal subunit; ribosome
Molecular function (GO): structural constituent of ribosome
Source: RefSeq, a predicted model, not a curated record